Messenger RNA from Diprion similis, 2431 nucleotides. RefSeq names its product adenylate kinase isoenzyme 5. Gene Ontology annotation, molecular function: AMP kinase activity; ATP binding. Bases 357 to 2309 code for a protein of 650 amino acids. The transcript has 10 exons. Lineage: Eukaryota; Metazoa; Arthropoda; Insecta; Hymenoptera; Diprionidae. The record is from RefSeq and is a predicted model, not a curated record. Gene Ontology annotation, biological process: nucleoside triphosphate biosynthetic process. Gene Ontology annotation, cellular component: cytoplasm; cytosol.
UCUGAAAAAUCAGUGCCUCGACUUACUGCACAAAGUGCGAAUAAAUUAUACGCGUUAUUAGAAUUCAGCUUGACAGAGCUAUCAGUGGUUGCGGUUUGAUAUUCUAUAUGAUCGUGCGGAACACCGCGAUCUGAUGAGUUCCCCGAUCUCACCGGCAGUUCAAAGUCAACCGCAAAGUCAGGGUCGAAAUUGUAGAGGAAAAGUGAAUUUGAGGGCCGAGUACUUAUUCACGUGGCAAUUAUUCGUGGCGACGUGUGCUUGGUGUCACAGGUGGGGAUUGGCAAUAUCUCCAGUCAUGUGAGUGCAUAAAUGGCAGUUCCAUCGGCACAAGGAAACCCCGUACCAAUAAACGGACUAUGGGCAUCUGCCUGGACACUGAGCAACAAAAUGGAUCGCAGGUUUUCGACGACGGUAAUAGGCGGCGAACAGGAAGAUGGCAAGGCGAGGCAGGACUCUUAUCAACACCUCCAGACGGGAAUUUUCCCAUGCAAAAUGUCGGGCAGGUCAAAUUUGAAUCACCAAAAGUCCCCGUCAUUUUCGUUCUCGGGGGUCCGGGAAGCGGCAAGGUGACCCACUGCGACAAUCUGAUGCACGAGAAAAAGGGGAUUACUCAUAUCAACAUGACCGAUCUUUUGCAGCAGUAUGCUAUGGGGAAUGAUAUGCUCGACUUUGGUCUCCUCAGCAGCAGAACGGUCACUGAAGUUCUGAUGCUCGAAAUGAAAAUGGCACCAAAUGCGAAAACCUUCCUGGUCAGCGGAUAUCCGAGGAACAUGAGAGACGUCGUCGAGUAUUCUGAAAAGAUACAAAUCGUUAACGGGGUAGUUCUCGUUUCGUGGAGGCAGGAGAUUUUGGAGAGGCAAAUCGAUUACGGUGCUCAAUUGGGACACGUUAUUCUCGGUCUGGCCAGGAUGGAGCUUCACAAUUUUUACCGAAACGUUAUGCCAGUUGCUGAGUAUUUCGAUCAGAGUGGAAUGCUGAUUGCGGUGAACGGUGAAAGAAAUCCAAGCGAGGUGUACGUUGAUUUUCGGGAGGCAGUCCUGAAGAUCCUGGGUAUGUCUAACGGAACUAAGCGUACCGGAAAUCCUCCCGGAUCCGUUGAAGCCGAGGUGAAGGUCGAGAGAGGAAUCACUCCGACAUCCCCGCUCGCGAAACAGACUAUAGUUGCCGAACUUACCCCACCGCCACCGAUGACGAUGAUGCCACCCGAACUUCAUCCCUCGAAAACCGCAAACAAGCCCAGGAAGGGUCUACCAUUUUUCAUUUGGGUUAUAGGUGGUCCUGGGAGCAACAAAGCGACCCUCAGCGCGCAGGCGAUACAGGACGAGGUCGGAUGGGCCCACAUCAGCAUUGGAGGCCUUCUGCGAGGAAUGGCGAGCUCGAAUCCGAUAGUUAGGGAGGCCAUCCUUGCCGGAGAGAUGGUGCCGAGGGAUAUCGUCAUGCAAUUGGUCGAGAAACAGGUUCUGCUCCAUAGAGACACGGACGGGAUUGUUAUAGACGGGUUUCCGAGGGAUUCAGACCAAGUAGAGGAAUUCGAGAACAAGUUCGGUCAAGAACCAUCGUUGCUGCUUCUCGAUUGUUCCAAGCUCCAAUUAGGCAGAGGAAGACUGGACGACAGCGUCUCGGCAUUUAGAAGGAGAUUAGAAAUAUUCAGAGAACUCUCAUUGCCCAUGUUGAAGAAACUGGACAGUGAAAAUCGACUGACAAUCGUGGACGGAGAUACUGACACCAAGAAUGUUCAGGAAGAAUUUACCGCUGCACUUAAGAACCUUGUGUCCAAUUCAUCGCGGCAAGAAAGCAACGAGAAUUCAAAUCCGGUAACGACAGUUGAUAUUCCUGAGAGAAUAGUUAAUUUCAUACCCAAUGGUGUUGCCAAGUCGGUAAAUCAGAUGGCGAAUAAUGUCCAAACGUUGGCGAAAACCCAAUUAUCAAACGGAAUAAUGAAUGCGACUGACAAAGGGAUGAACGGGGUCAGCAAGGUCAGAGAUAAAACAAUGAACGGAAUGGUGAAUCGGAUAAACUCGAUAUCGAAACAGGUACAGAAUCACGUUGAACAGGGUGUUAAGCUGGGUGAAAAUGGCGUUGCGAAAAUGGCAAACGGCAUUGCGAACAACGCGAAGCAGUUGGCCGUUAACGGGGGUACCUCGAUACAGAAUGGUGUUGCUAAUGGAUUCGGGAAUCUCGUUAACGGCCAUUUACUAACGAACAAAGUUGCUCCGGUUAGAAAUAUGUUGUCCCAGAAUAACGUACCAAAUCCGGUUAGAAAUAUGUACAAUGAAGUCGACGCUUACCAGCAGGAUCUUCAUAUCUGAUAUAAGCGAUCUGUGCCGAUAUAGUUAUUUUAUUUGAUGAAAAUUCUCGAAAAAUAAUCAAAUAGUUAGACGGAAUUAAAAUCUAUGUAAAAAGAGGAAAACACAAAAAUUUUUAAACAAAC